AUGGCUGCGCAUAAGACCUCGGCGGUCGUGGAUGAAAAUGAGCCGCUCGAGGUUCUCUUUGCCCUCCACCCCAAGUUCGACUUGUUGGACUGGGCCGGCCCAUGGGAGGUAUUCCAUAGCGCCCUCCACGAUGUCAACGACCCAGAGUCGAAGGCCUUCGAUUGCACCAUCGCCGCCGAUGAGAAGACUGUCCUCUCUGACCAAGACGUGUCCAUCGUCAGCCAGAUCCCAUACAAGCAAGCAUACGAAGAUCUCAAAAACUACGACGUUCUUGUAGUUGUCGGUGGAAACACUGAUGAGAUCAUCGAGAAAGACGCCGAACCCCUCGGCAUCAUCUCAGCCUUUGCUGAGCUGCAGAAGGCAGAUCCAGUCCGAGAGAGGACAUUGUUGUCUGUCUGCACCGGCUCGCAUUUCCUUGCCCAGAAGGGAAUUCUCGCCGGCCUUUCGGCCACCACCCACCCCGACUACUUGACCAAGUUCGAAAUUCUUUGCAGCCGUGCUGCCACUCGCGAUCUUGACGAACGUACUGACGUCCAGGAGAACGUCCGGUACGUCGUUAACAAUCUGCGAUUCGACCUGGGAAACGAGGACGAGAACCCAUACAUCCGCCGAAAGUCGGAUGCCCGCCGCCCUUCCAAUGCCCGAAAGGGAAGUGUUUCGUUGAGAGGCUCCAGCACGCGAGAGAACAUUGCUCGCCGCGCUGCGAUGCGUCUUGGCGGUCUGCGUGUCAUCACUGCUAGUGGUGUUUCCGCUGGUACUGAUGCCGCUCUCUAUGUCGUCGGAGCUCUAGUCGAUGAUGAGUCUGCCAACGCAGUUGCGCGAAGACUCAACUGGACCUGGCAGAAGGGACUUGUUGUUGAUGGCGUUGAUGUUUAA
Messenger RNA from Scedosporium apiospermum, 876 nucleotides. RefSeq lists its product as uncharacterized. The transcript has 3 exons. The coding region runs from base 1 to 876 and encodes 291 amino acids. NCBI's taxonomy places the organism in Eukaryota, Fungi, Ascomycota, Sordariomycetes, Microascales, Microascaceae. The record is from RefSeq and is a predicted model, not a curated record.